AUGAAUGGCUUCCUCUCUAUCAUCUCCUGUCAGAUACUGUGCCAGCAGUGUGGAGGCCCAUGCCACUGCCCCUCGCCAGCUUCCCGCUGCGCGCCAGGUGUGGCCCUGCUGUGGGACAGGUGCCACUGCUGCCAGGUGUGUGCCAGGCAGGAGGGCCAACCGUGCUCUGAGCACCAUGUGUGCGACACCCUCAAGGGCUUGCAGUGUGACUACAGUGCCAGCUACCCUGAAGGACCUGGAGAAUGUAUCAGUCAGAACUUGCUGGGCUGCGAGCUGAAUGGUAGGCAUUACCACGAGGGCCAAAGCUUCCAGCCCUCCUGUGCUCAGCAGUGCAAGUGCUCAGGUGGAGGGAUCACCUGUGUGCCUCUGUGCCCUGACCACCUGCAGCUGCCCAGUGCCACCUGUCCGCACCCGCGGAUGGUGAGGCCGCCUGGCAGCUGUUGCCCACAGUGGGUGUGUGAUGCCCUGGACAACAGAAUUGCUCCCGACACACCCACAGGUCUGCUGGUGGACAGAGGCAGGAGGUCCUGGCUUGAGGGUCAGAGGCCUGGCCUUGGGUCCAACUGUGUGGAGCAGAUAUCGGAGUGGAGCCCCUGCUCCCACAGCUGUGGACCCGGCCUUUCCACCCGCACCUCCAACCGCAACCGGGCCUGCCGCCCGCUGACACAGACGCGGUUCUGCCAGAUUCGUCCCUGCUAUACAUCAUUAGCCUUCACACAGAUGGCACACGGCUCCUGUGAGAACGUCGUCCGUUCCCGACUGCCUGUCCGCCUGGAGCACCGGGGGUGCCGGAGCACUCGCUCCUUCUGGCCGCACUACUGUGGACAGUGUCUGGAUGGCCGAUGCUGUACCCCCGACCACACACGGACCGUCCACCUACGCCUCCACUGUCCUCGUGGCGGUGCCGUCCACCAGGCGGUCAUGCUGAUCGAGUCCUGCACCUGCCACAUCAGCUGCCCAGCAUCUCCCCUGGCAGCACCAUGGGGAACUCUGGCCUAUUAUAUCAAUAAUUAAUACUACUACUACAAAUGAUAAUAAUAAUAACACUAUUAAUAAUAAUCCUAAUAUUAAAAGAGGGUCUAGACAGACAAUAUGAAAGGGAUCAGAUGGACUUAAAAAUUAUGUUGUUUAUGAUGGGUAACUAUGGCCAGGGAAUAACAUGUGUUGUUUUAAGGAAUCUUGUGUCCCACUUUCAUUGUCUUGCAUUAUAAGCACCUGAAAGCCACAAGUAAAUGACACAGUGUAAUGUGACUGAUGGUGUAUGUUGUUUUUGGAACCACAUCUUUCUAUUCAUGAUGAUUUUUCUGUACCCUAAUUAGACAAGUUAAAAACUAAAAGGCAGACACAAAACCGUAUCAACAAAAUAUGUAAAAGUGUUGUUGGACGGAGGUAUACUACCGAGUGCUGUUUGUAAAACUAGAUUAAAGAACCCACUUCCUGCAUACAGUAUGCAGAAUG
Molecule: messenger RNA, 1458 nt
Organism: Sardina pilchardus (European sardine)
Lineage: Eukaryota; Metazoa; Chordata; Actinopteri; Clupeiformes; Clupeidae
Product: CCN family member 1-like
Exons: 4
Coding region: 1-1014 (337 amino acids)
Biological process (GO): cell adhesion; signal transduction
Cellular component (GO): extracellular region; extracellular matrix
Molecular function (GO): integrin binding; heparin binding
Source: RefSeq, a predicted model, not a curated record